AUCAGAAGGCCGGUUCUUCCCUGGAAAGGAAGGACAUAACAUCCACAGCAGGAUCUCUUAGAUGCUAGGAUUUCAGCUGGGCACUGUGGACCAAAGAUUCAUAUUUCUACAGUUCAAGAUUAACGGAAUGUGAAGAAGCAAAAGGGGGCAAACCAAAUCCGAGAUUCUGCUGGCAGUAGCUUUCAACUCAUUGCCAGUUAGACGCAACAUGAAAAGCUUGAAAAUGUUCCUGAUCAUUAUCUGUUUGGUGUGCAGCCUACACCUCGUCAUCUCACAGCAUGAAGACUGCACCAACGUGACCACUGCAGACAUUGUGUUUCUAAUAGAUGGGUCUUCCAGCAUUGGUACAUCAAAUUUUGAACAUGCAAAAAAAUUUAUGCAGAAGAUAGUUGAGAAUCUUGAUGUUGGUCAAGGCAAGAUACAAAUUGGGGUGGCACAGUACAGUUCUGAUACAUAUGAAGAAUUCCUUUUAAAUUCAAUUUCAUCAAAACAAGAAAUCCUGUCAGCAAUACAGAACAUGCGUUAUAGACAGGGAGGAUCAAAUAUGGGCAAGGCCCUUGGUUUCAUUCUGACCAACUACUUCACCAAAUCUUCUGGAAGUAGACUAGAGGAAAAAGUCGUGCCUCAGAUUGUUAUUUUACUCACUGAUGGAGAAUCGUCUGAUAAUGUAACUAAAGAAGCCCAGGCUCUUCGAAAUAAGGGCAUCAAAAUAUAUGCCAUUGGUGUUAACAUUGAAAAUGUCAAAGAACUUCAAAAAGUAGCAAGCCGCCCUUUCAAAAAAUUUAUUUUUAAUAUUGAGAGUUAUGGUGUACUCCAAAAAGUAAUGAGUGGGAUAUUAGGAACAAUCUGCUCUGCUGUGCGUGCUGAACUUCAAGCAUUAUCGACAGAGUUUGCAGAUGUGGUAUUUCUCGUGGAUAGCUCUGAUCGAAUCCAAAGAUCGGGCUUUCAGCAAGCAAAGUCCAUUAUUAGCAAGACCAUCAACAAGUUAGAAAUAGGACCUAAUGCAUUUAGAAUUGGCCUCGCACAGUACAGUAGAGAUGCAAAAGUAGAAUUUUUAUUUAAUACUUAUCAAAGGGUUGAACAGAUGCUGAACCAUAUCAACAAAAAGCUUAUCUAUUCUGGAGGCCCUCUCAACACCGGGAAAGCCAUACGUUUCUUGAAUUCCACAUUUUUUCAGGACUCUGCAGGAAGCCGAAUAAAUGAGGGUUAUCCUCAGUAUGCUGUGAUUAUAACAUCAGACAAAUCAGAGGAUAACGUUCAGUUGGCUGCAAAAGAGUUGAAAAGUAGAGGUGUUAGAGUCAUUGUUGCUGGUGUUAAAAAAUUUGAUCAUACAGAAUUUGAAAACACGGUUCAAUUAAUUUACAAAGCAAGUGAUACACGUGGUAUGGAUCAGAUCAAUGAGAAUAUAACAAACGUCAUCCUCAAACCACUGGAGGCAGAUAAAUUCAGUCCCCCAGAAUGUGCCCAUGCUUCAGUCGCUGAUAUCGUGUUCCUUGUUGACCAGUCUACCAGCAUUGGAAAAAAAAACUUUCAACAGAUUCGUCAUUUCCUGCAUGAGAUGGUAGAGGCACUUGAUGUACAUGUGGACAAAGUGAGAAUUGGCAUGGCUCUGUACAGCACUAAAGCAGAGGUAGAAUUUGAUCUUAAUGCUUUUAAUGAAAAGGAUGAUGUCUUGCAAUACAUUAAAACUUUGCCUUAUAGAGGUGGUGGGACAAACACUGGAGCUGCCCUUGACUUCAUUAGAACACGUCUGUUCACAGAAACUGCUGGAAGCAGAAUAGCAAAUGGAAUCAAGCAGAUAGCGAUUGUGAUCACUGAUGGAAAGUCUCAGGACAACGUUUCUGUCCCUGCCACCAACCUUCGUAGACUAGGUGUGACUGUUUAUGCAGUGGGUAUACAGAAUGCCAAUGAACAGGAACUGAAUUACAUUGCAUCUUAUCCUAUGCGGGACCAUGUUAGCAUCUUAUCAAAUUUCCUACAACUCCACUACUUGAAAGAACACAUUGUGAAGGAGAUUUGUAGAACAAUCAUUGAAGAAGCUUUUAGCCCAAUGUUAUCAGUUAAUCUUCGUGAAGAAUGCAUUGAAACAGAAGAAGCAGAUAUUUAUUUUCUUGUUGAUGGAUCUGGAAGCAUUUAUCCUCAGGACUUUUCAGACAUGAAGAAAUUUAUGAAUGGAGUAAUAGACAUGUUCAACAUAGGUGCAAAGAAAAUUCGAGUUGGAGUAGUUCAAUAUGCAGACAUUCAGCUAAGAGAAUUUGCCAUCGAUCAGUAUGUGGUGAAGUCAGAUAUAAAGGAUGCAAUCAAAAAUAUCAGACAGAGGGGAUAUGGCACCCAAACUGGUAAAGCAUUGAAUUUUAUGCAACCUCUUUUUAAAGACGCUGCAAAAAGUCGCAAUGCGAACGUUUCACAGAUUCUAAUAACAAUUACAGAUGGAAAAUCACAAGACAAUGUUUCUAAGCCUGCUGCUUCUCUGAGAAAUAUGGGAAUCAAGGUGUAUGCUAUCGGUAUACGAGACGCUGUAGAUGCAGAACUUUUAGAUAUUGCAGGGGAAGCUAAACGAAGGUUUUAUGUACAUAAUUUUGACUCUCUUGACAUCAUCAAAAAAGACGUUGUGAAAGAAAUUUGUUCAGAGGGAGUUUGCAAAAAAAUGGAAGGUGACGUCAUCUUCUUAAUGGAUGGUUCAGAAAGCAUUAAUGCUAAAGACUUCACAUAUAUGAUGAAAUUUGCACAGUCAUUGGUGAAUAAAUUUGACAUUGGUGAAGAUCGUGUCAAGGUUGGUCUAAUUCAGUUCAGUGAUGAGACAAAGGCUGAGUUUGAGCUAAGACCCAACAAACCUGAAAUUCUGCAGGCAAUUAAUGAAAUCCAGCAAAUGCAGUCUGGGACUAAAACAGGGAGAGCACUUUCGUUUGUGUCUGAAUACUUUGAAAGUAACAGAGGGGGCCGUCCAGAUCUUUCCCAGAAUCUCAUUGUAGUUACUGAUGGUGAGUCUCGGGAUGAAGUUGUCAAACCUGCCAAGGCUCUCAGACAGAAGGGCAUUAAUAUUUUUGCUAUUGGGGUUGCCAAGGCAAACACUACUCAACUUGAAGAAAUCAGUGGCAACAAAGCAAAAGUGUUUUAUCAAGGAAACUUUGAGGGACUAAAAUACUUGGAACGUGAUAUCUUGCUUGGUAUCUGCAGAUCAGAUGAAAUUUGCAAAAGAGCAGAAGUUGCAGAUAUUAUUUUUGUAGUCGACACAUCAACUAGCAUCACACCUGAAGAAUUUGUAACCAUGAAACGGUUUAUGGAGUCUGUUGUGAAUGAUACUGAGGUUGGAGAAAACAAGGUUAAGUUUGGUGCAGUUCUAUACAGCGAUUCACCUAAAGUCAGCUUCACACUUCGUGAUUUCACUUCAAAGUCUCAGGUCCGAGAGGCUAUUUUAAACCUGGAGCAACAGAGGGGUUCAACGUACACAGCUGCAGCUCUUAAUUAUACAAAGCAGUACUUUGGCAUGCAGUAUGGUGGUAGGAAACAAAGAAAUAUCCCCCAAAUUCUAAUGGUUAUCACAGAUGGAGAAGCCACAGACAAAUAUGAUGUGCCAGCAGUUUCCAGAUCUGUUCGAGAAGCUGGUAUCAAUAUCUAUGCUGUUGGAGUACGUGAAGCAAAUCAAGAUGAACUAGAAAUUAUGGCAGGUGCAAAAGAAAAGGUCUUCUAUGUAAAGGAUUUUAAAAAGCUGUCUGAAAUACACAAAAACAUCACAAAUUUAAUCUGUAAUCAAUCUCGUCCAGGUUGUGAUAUUGAAGUGGCAGAUAUUGUCGUCUUGCUUGACAGUUCUGGUAGUAUUUCAAAGACUAAUUUUGAUAUUAUGAAAAAUUUCACAAAGCAAGUGAUAAACAGCUUUGAGAUUGGACAGAACAGAGUUCACAUGGGAGUAUGUCAGUACAGCACAAAUCCAAAGAAGGAAGUUUAUCUAAAUGAAAUUUAUGAAAAAAAGAACUUGUACAACAAGAUAAACAAUAUUAUUCCAUUAAAACAAAAUACUCUUACUGGAUCUGCGCUAAAAUAUGUUGCGACAUUUUUUGAUCCACAGCAAGGUGGUCGCAGUAUGAGUGUCCCAAAGUUCCUGCUUGUUAUUACUGAUGGGGUGUCCCAGGAUCAGGUGUCCACUCCUGCUGCAGAGCUCAGGAAUAAAGGUGUGAACAUCUUUUCAGUUGGAGUUGGAAAGGCAAACAUUUUUGAACUUAUCCAAAUUGCCGGAACAUCAAAGCAAGUCUUAAAAGUGGAAACUUACUCUGACUUAGACAACAUAAAAAGAAGGAUUGUUCGAAAUAUCUGUGAUAAACCUGACUGUGACAGCCAUGAAUGCAGCGUGGAUAUCCUCAUAGGAUUUGAUAUAUCAAAAAGAACCAAAGUUUCAGUUCUAUUUGAUGGACAGCGUAAACUACAACUGUACCUUCCUCAAAUUUUGAAGAAAGCAUCUUCUUUAAGCAGUAUUACUUGCAGUGGUGGCUCUAGGCCUAAGGUCAGGUUUUCCUUCCUAGUACUUGGAGAAGGAGCCAAUACCAUAUUUAGCUCACCGUAUGACGCAUAUUAUGAAGACGCUCUUCAGAGAUUGAUGUCUUUUCAAACAAGUGAAACAUCAUACUUAAAUAUUCAGUCCUUGCAGGUGUAUUUAGAGAAUCUAAACAGUACAGCAACUGCUAAAGUAAAGGCUUUGCUGAUGUUUUCCGAUGGUCUGGAUGAUCCAGUAAAUCAGCUGUGGAAUAUUAUUAAUAGUUAUAACCAUGAAAGACAAGGGAAAGCAAUCAGUGCUCUAGAAACAGUAGCCCUGGAAGGUGCGACAAAUAUAAAGGAAAUACAGUUGAUUGAAUUUGGAAUUGGUUUUAAAUACAGAAUACCCAGAAGCAUUGAAAUACAAGAUUUUCCAGAUAUAUUUCUGAAUGAACUUGAUGCUAUAACAGAAAAGAAAUGCUGCAAUGUGUACUGCAAAUGCACAGGAGAGAGUGGGAACCUUGGAAGUCCUGGUAGUCCAGGAGAUAAGGGUGAUAUCGGAUUAAGGGGAUCUCCAGGACAUCCAGGUGACGAAGGUACAAGUGGCAGCAGAGGACCACCUGGCUUUAAUGGAACUCAGGGUAUUCAAGGAUGUCAAGGACGCAGGGGUGUAAAGGGAGCAAGAGGCUUUAUAGGUGAUAAGGGAAGUAGUGGAGAAGCUGGAUUACAUGGAAUUGCAGGAGAAGAGGGAGGCACUGGCAGUCCUGGAAGCCCUGGUGAAAAGGGUGAACUCGGCAGAAGGGGUCAAAGAGGUACUAGAGGUGAACUCGGGGAACGUGGAGAAACUGGCAUACGAGGAGAUCCUGGCAGUCCAGGACGAAAUAGCAUUGUUCGUGGUCCCAAAGGAAGCAAAGGAAAUGCAGGACGGCAGGGUGACCCAGGGGAUGAAGGUGUUCAUGGAGACACAGGGAAGACUGGCAGUGCUGGUUCACCUGGUAGAAGAGGACGCCCUGGUUUAAAGGGAGAAAAAGGUGUCCGAGGAGGUACAGGUCCUAGAGGAGAGCCAGGACUCCAUGGAAGACCGGGUGAAAAUGGUGUAACUGGAUUUCCAGGGGCAAAAGGAGCUCCAGGACCACAUGGCAUUCAGGGUGAUCCAGGUCCUACUGGUGCGAAAGGCAACAGCGGGCGUUUAGGGCCUAUUGGACUAAAAGGUGAACAAGGAGAACCUGGGGAAAUGGGAGAACAAGGUCUCACAGGAAACUAUGGCCUGCCGGGAAUAGAUGGCAGAGAUGGAUAUGGCAUCCCAGGGAAAAAAGGAAUUAAGGGUCAGAUAGGAUUUCCAGGAAUCGGAGGCCCACAGGGAGAUGAUGGUGAUUCUGGCAGUCCUGGUAGCAAAGGAGCCAAGGGAAACAGAGGAAGACGGGGAAACUCUGGCCUUCCAGGAGAGAACGGAAGCCCUGGCACUUUGGGACCAAAUGGACCAAGAGGACCUAAAGGACAAGCUGGAAAACUAGAUAUGAAACCAUGUGAUCUUGUUAAAUUUGUCCGUAACAAUUGUCCCUGCUGCCAAGGAGCACAAAGAUGUCCUGCUUUCCCAACUGAAGUGGUGUUUGCACUUGACAUGUCAAAUGAUGUACAAACAAAACAGUUUCUGAGAAUGAAGUCAAUUAUGCAAACUUUAGUGACAGAUUUACAAAUAAGUGAAAGUAAUUGUCCUACUGGAGCACGUGUAUCAGUUGUUUCCUACAAUACCAACACAAAGCAUAUAAUUCGUUUCUCAGAGUAUAACAAGAAAGUCAAGCUGUUAGAGGCCAUUAAAAAAAUACCAUUAGAAAGGACAUCUGUCCGACGCAGUAUUGGUACUGCAAUGAGGUUUAUUGGGAGAAACAUAUUUAAAAGAGUUCGUCAAGGUUUCUUUACAAGGAAAAUUGCCAUAUUCUUUGCUAAUGAAGACUCUCCAGAUUUGGAUGAAAUGAAUACAGCAGUUUUGGAAUAUAAUGCAAUGGAUAUUAUUCCAGUUGUUAUUGCCCUCAAUGAUGUUCAAAAUAUAAGGCAAGCUUUUGAGGUUGACGAUACAGGCAAAUUCCGAGUGUUCGUCUUGACAGAUGAUACGGAAGGAAUGUUGAAUAUUAUUCGAUCAUGUACUCUUUGCUAUGAUCCAUGCACUAAAGAUGAAGAAUGUGAAGCUCCUCAUAGACUAGUGGAAAUGGACAUGGACUUGGCAAUUGUCCUUGAUAGUUCACGAAACAUAAGAAGCAGCCAGUUUGAAACAGCAAAAGGAUUAAUACGUAGAAUUAUUGAUCAGCUCUCCAUAUCAUCUCAGCCACAAACCUCACCUAAAGGUUCCAGGCUUGCAUUGGUGCAACAUAGUCCUCUACGGUACUUUCCAGGAAGAGGGCAAGUACCUGUGCAAAAAGAGUUUGAUUUCAUUACUUUCACCAAACGCAUUCACAUGCAAGAACACCUUGAAAGAGUUCAGCAUUUACAAGGUUCAUCAGCAGUUGGUCAUGCAAUUGAGUGGACAAUCAACAAUGUUUUUAAACAGGUUCCAAACCCUAGAAAACUAAAGGUCAUAUUUGUUGUUCUUGGGGGCAAGACAGUUCCCUGGGAUCAGAAAAGGAUGACCGAAAUAUCUCUAUAUUCUAAAUGCUUGGGUUUUUCUGUGUUUACAGUAGCACUUGGAAUGGACAUAAGUAACUCUGAACUCACUGGGCUCUCAAGUUCUCCUUUAGACCAGCAUUUUAUCCAUCUGGGUGCAGUCAUGGAACCUGACAUUCAGUUUGCAGACAAAUUCAUCCGGGCAUUCUUUAAUCUCCUUAAAAGUAAGUGUAUUUUAUCAAAAGAACUCAGAAUACAGUAA
This is a messenger RNA of Protopterus annectens (West African lungfish), 7327 nucleotides long. Its product is annotated as collagen alpha-6(VI) chain-like. Lineage: Eukaryota; Metazoa; Chordata; Ceratodontiformes; Protopteridae. Gene Ontology annotation, biological process: extracellular matrix organization. The record is from RefSeq and is a predicted model, not a curated record. The transcript is spliced from 37 exons. The coding region runs from base 209 to 7327 and encodes 2372 amino acids. Gene Ontology annotation, molecular function: extracellular matrix structural constituent conferring tensile strength.